Raphanus sativus (radish) is the source of this 859-nucleotide messenger RNA. RefSeq lists its product as uncharacterized. Bases 25 to 606 code for a protein of 193 amino acids. NCBI's taxonomy places the organism in Eukaryota, Viridiplantae, Streptophyta, Magnoliopsida, Brassicales, Brassicaceae. The transcript is spliced from 2 exons. The record is from RefSeq and is a predicted model, not a curated record.
AAAACAGAGUUGGUUGAGGCCAUAAUGGCAAAUUCAGCAGCUAAGACCUGCUUUGCUAAAUUAUCAGCCAACCUAUUUCUCUCACGCGAGAUCCAGGAAAAGGAAACAAAUUCAAACGAAGAAGCGAUAGAUAAUAUAUCAGCCACAAUGCCGUAUAAUUCCGCGAAGGAAGCAUCCGACUUCAGAGCUUUGAUGAGAAGAGAGCAGUCCGAUUCACAGUGUAUGCGAGGGAGAGCAAGAUCUCUGCAUUUCAUGAGUGCCGUCCGAAGAGCGAGGCCCUCUGCCAUAAGAGGGGAGCUAACGAAUCUGGCGGUGGAGGAGAAAGAGGCAACUCUGCUUCGAUCUUCCGUUAUCCAGCCCAAGCCUGCAGUUUUUGAAGCCUCAUUCCAGGCUGCGUCCGUCCUGACCAAAACACAGUUAGGAUGGUUCUGUAUGGUCGGCAAGGAGGUUUUCAUUGUCGAUGGUUUCUUCAUUUGGCUUCUGCUCCACUCAGCCGCUGCUGCUACAGCCAAUGAGAUGGUUUCUUCCACUGUGAUAAUCCUAUUAUUGAAGACGAGCACUUGGAGAUUGGCGAAAGCGGAAAAUGGAACGAGCAAAACAACGUGAUCUUGAGAAAACCGAAGGAGUUUCAUCAUCCAAAUAUAAUGACACUAUUAACUCUCAAGAAGCUAUCCGAUUUUCACUUUUACCAAAAGAAGAAGAAGAAGAUAUUAGAUUAUCAUGGCGGCUACUAUAUAAAACUAUGUAAACAAUACAAAGUCUCAGAAAAUAUUCAUAUUACUAUCAUAUACAUACAUGUUUGAAAGGUAAAGAAAUACAAAGGAAAAUAUCUGAAAUGUUUUAAUUAAUGUUUCCUAUA